UUAUUCUAUUCUAUACCUGAACUCCAUUAUGCUCUGUUUCAAAGAGCAACUGACUCAAGUCAUUUUGAGUUUAUCCAAAGUACUACAUUUUGUUAAUAAAAGGCUACUUCUAUCCUUUAACUCACAUAGGCUGAUAUUUUUUGUGCGUUAUAUUUUUAUGGUGCGACUUUAGUAAAGUAAAAGAUGCACGACAUUGUAAUUUAGGAAAUUUUCUUGAACAGGGACAACUUUUCCUGCUUACUGACGAACCCAAUUGAGGCAGUUCGUCGUUUGUCCACAUGAUGUCCUCGUGGUUUCUCUUUCACUCGCAGACUGCCAAAAUACAAGUCUUCAGCAAUUUACUGUAUUACUCUUUAGAAAAAAUCAAAAUACAGCUCUUCAUAUCGUCUAGUAUUUCCAUUCUGUCCACUUCUCUGGAUUGCGUUUUGUGCAAAUGCUAGAGAAGCAGCGAGGGAAAAGAGGGAACGAACGGAGCCAAAAUGGCGGACUGUAGCCGUUAAUCAGUCUCAUCCAGGUGUCGUUAAUUGUUUCCCUGAGACGGCGAGGGGCUCAUGUGGCGGCACGUUACGGCAGGAAUAAUCAUCAGCACAAAGUUCAGUGACCAAGUGGUGUAAGGAAAAGCAGCAAGAGAAGAAAGCGUACGUUUAUCAGAGAGGCUCAGUGGUGGAAACAGACUUCGGAGCAGCACUUGAGGAACACAGCAACCACUAAAGAGUCGCAGGUGGAGGUGAUCUCAGAUGGAUUAUGCAAUGAAGUCCCUCAGCCUUUUGACUCCGUCUUCCCUCUCCAAGUGUGUGACAGCCAGCGUCUCAGCCAGCGCUUCCAUGACCCAGCAGCUCCUGUCGGGUCGAGCUCCUCGGCCAAGGCCCUUCAGAGUCACGAACGCCGACCGCAAUGUGAAGAAGGGCAUCAUGGCAGACACACUCGAAGACUUGAUAAGCAAGGUCAGCGACUCGUUGAGUGUACCGUGUGUCAGCGCCCUGGUGCUGGAUGAAGAUGGCACAGGUGUGGACACAGAGGAGUUCUUCCAGACGCUGCCUGAAAACGCUGUCCUUAUGGUCCUGGAAAAGGGCCAGAAGUGGACCCCUCACCAAAACAGCCCCUACAGAAAUCAGCUCAGCGAGUGCAGGCCGCGACACCGAACAGAUGUGGCCAAGCUGACUUUUGACCUCUACAAGAACAACCCUAAGGAUUUCAUUGGCUGCCUGAACGUGAAAGCUACCCUGUAUGGUGUUUAUUCUGUGUCCUAUGACCUGCGCUGUUACGCUGCCAAAAAGAUGCUGAAGGAGGCUCUGCGUUGGACCAUCUUCUCCAUGCAGGCCACAGGCCACAUCUUGCUGGGCUCCUCCUGCUACAUCGAGCAGCUGCUGGAGGAGGAGGAGGAGCGAGCGGAGAAGAGCCUGAUGCUGCCACAGGAAAGCAGGAUCAGGCAGCUGCAGAGCAUGCUGCUGGGAAAGAUAUCCCACUGAUGAUGGGAUGACGAUGGAGGAACAAAAACACUUUGGUCUUAGAUUUAGGACACAAUGCAGAUGUAGAGUUUGCAUCUCUUUGCUCACAGUCACGCACUUUCUCUGUUACAUCAUUUUUGCCCCAUCUGUACGUGGAAGUUAUUUCUCAGAAAGCACUUUUCCUCACUACUGCGUCUAACUUUUUCCUGUGGAGAUGAAUAAAUAAAACUUAACACUUUU
This is a messenger RNA of Scatophagus argus, 1688 nucleotides long. RefSeq names its product cell death inducing DFFA like effector c (gene cidec). The record is from RefSeq and is a predicted model, not a curated record. Gene Ontology annotation, biological process: regulation of apoptotic process; apoptotic process. Bases 738 to 1469 code for a protein of 243 amino acids. NCBI's taxonomy places the organism in Eukaryota, Metazoa, Chordata, Actinopteri, Scatophagidae. The transcript is spliced from 7 exons.